Protopterus annectens (West African lungfish) is the source of this 4437-nucleotide messenger RNA. RefSeq names its product solute carrier family 29 member 1 (Augustine blood group) (gene SLC29A1). The coding region runs from base 1532 to 2869 and encodes 445 amino acids. Gene Ontology annotation, molecular function: nucleoside transmembrane transporter activity. Gene Ontology annotation, cellular component: plasma membrane. The record is from RefSeq and is a predicted model, not a curated record. NCBI's taxonomy places the organism in Eukaryota, Metazoa, Chordata, Ceratodontiformes, Protopteridae. Gene Ontology annotation, biological process: nucleoside transmembrane transport; uridine transmembrane transport. The transcript is spliced from 14 exons.
CACGUUCAGUGCUAGUUGACAGUUCAGACUCGAAGAGUCUCAUUGUGCAAAAAAGAGAAGAUUUUAUUCCCUACGUGGAAAAUGUUGACAUGUUGAUUGAGGGGAUCAGUGGAAAAAAAAAACACAGGCACCAGACUUGCAGAUCACUGAAGAAUGUAAACUCCAGAAAUCCAUUAGGUGGACUAUUUAUGCAGUUUGCUGUGACAGGAUGUUAAAAAUUCAGCAAACAAUCGUUGUGUGUCACUUUGUUCACAGAUGAUUAUGCCAGAGUAUUAAAACAACCAUUUGCAUCCUUAAUGAGCAAAGCGCAGAUGAACACAGGCUGCAGCCGGUCAAACAGUCAGCAGGAGUCGAUGGCUGUAGUUAAAUAAUGUAAAGGCCUUUUGUGUAUGUAACAGGUGGGGGCUGCUGAUAAACAGUAACUAAUAAGCAAUUUUUUUAAAGUGAUUAUUAACUCUUAUUUGGAGAGGAGGAGUAUGGGAAGACAGUGUAUGUGCCUGAGAUAAAUUUUAUGUCAACAGAUUAAAAGUACUAUGAGCAUCUCAAAAGUGAACUUUAUAAUAACUGCAAACUGGAAUUGUUAUUGACAAUUGUAAAAACAGGAAAGCAUCAGAUGUGGCAAAUAUGUAAAGGUGAAGUUUUAUGGAAAGAAGAUUUCCGAGAAAUUGAGUUGUGUGUGUUGGCUCAGUGAUAAAGCAUAUGUUGACAUAACAAUAAAUGUACAUUUCAGUGAAUUUCUGAAGCUGUAAAUAACAGUUCGGACCUCUGUAUAUUAGCAGAAAGGAUGCAGUGAAACAUUGAUACAAGACUGAAAGGAUACAGCAAAUGGCACCAGUUUAGAGAGGUUCCUUCACAAAUGCAUUUAUUGCAGAUUUCCUGAUGUAACAAGAUAAUGUCAGUUUCAGAAUCCUUGGGACUAAUUUGGGGCCUGUGUCUCGGACCUAGAUUUAUUAAAGGGUGUGGAUAACGUGGAACUAGACUGUAACUCUGAAGAUAAGCAUAUGAUGACCACUCAUUCAGCAGAGCAUGAUAUGGAAUUUUUGGUGUUCUGUUUUCUUUCGUUUGGAAAAGGAUCAGGUUUUUUGUGUACCUGAUCACAGUAUGUUUUUUACAUUGCAUUUCAUACUAAGCAUAACAUGAUAUUUGAGAGAGCAAUAAGAACAGAAGCUUUUAGAUGAAAUAUUCAUCUAGCUUGCAUUUUUGGCUCAUGUCAUAAAAAUAUAUUGUUUUGGCAUACCUGAAAUCCUGAGGGACAGCAUAUUGUUUAAAUAUGAAUGCAUUACACUGCAGAAAGUAAUAAUACAUUUAAAGCACCAAGAUCUGAAAAUAUUACUGAACUUUUGAUCAGUAUGUGGGGUACCUAACUAUGACUGCAACACUUCACUGUGUCAAGAUGGAAGAUGGAAUCAGUUGCAAGCAGUGACUGACAGUUCCAAGUUUGAAGAGUAACUACAUCCGUGCAAGUGAGAGAAAUAUAAGUAAUAUUCCUGUCAUCUGGAGCACUGUGAAGAGCAGUAACUCUCAGCCAAAAAUGAAUGUGAGGGAAGGACCUAAGGACAAGUACAAGGGGGUUUGGCUGAUUUUUUUCAUGCUUGGCCUGGGAACACUUCUCCCCUGGAACUUUUUCAUGACAGCUACAAUGUAUUUCACAGAAAGGUUAGGACAAGAAGGCCCCAGGUUCAACACAACAGCAAAUUACACAUUACCUCCUCCCCGCACUGCCUUGCAACUGAAGUUCAACAAUGUCAUGACUCUCUGCGCAAUGCUUCCUCUACUCAUCUUCACAUGCCUCAACUCAUUCAUUCAUCAGAGGAUCCCACAAAAAGUGCGCAUUGUAGGUUCUCUGAUUGCUAUCUUCAUUGUCUUCAUGCUUACAGCCAUGUUUGUGAAAAUCGCUAUGGAUCCUAUAUUGUUUUUCACGUUAACUAUGGUCAAGAUUGUCUUCAUUAACUCUUUUGGUGCAAUAUUUCAAGGUAGCCUGUUUGGAUUAGCUGGUUUACUGCCUGCUGCCUAUACAACUCCUGUGAUGAGCGGACAAGGCCUGGCAGGAACCUUUGCUGCUUUUUCCAUGAUCUGUGCUCUUGCAAGUGGCUCAGAUUUAGAGGACAGUGCCUUUGGCUACUUCAUUACAGCCUGUGUUGUUAUCCUCUUGGCUAUCAUGUCUUACUUUGCUCUGCCAAAGCUGGAAUUUUUCAAUUUCUAUGCCAAUAAACAGAGUAACAGUUAUGAAAUUAACAAGACAAGUACAGAGCAGGAAACAAUGAUUGAUCGGAAGAAAGAUGAGGAGGCCAAUGGGAAACAAGCAACACUGAUCUUGGUGGAGCAGGAAAUGCCAUCAUCUGUUCCAGCUAUUUUUAAACAGAUUUGGGUAAUGGCACUAUCAGUUUGCUGUGUAUUUGCUGUCACCAUAGGCGUGUUCCCAGCUGUGACUGUUGAUGUGAAGAGCAUAGCCGUCACAGACAGCUCUUGGGGGAAAUAUUUUAUUCCUGUAUCCUGUUUCUUGUUAUUUAAUCUGAUGGACUGGGCUGGAAGGAGUUUAACUGCUAUACGGAUGUGGCCAGGAAAAGAUAGCAAGCUGCUGCCCAUAUUCGUCAUCGCCAGAAUUAUUUUCAUCCCUUUCUUCAUUUUCUGUAAUGUGCAGCCUCGAAAUAUAUUCCCUGUCUUCUUUCAUCAUGAUGCUUGGUACAUUACCUUCAUGAUCUUCUUCGCAUUUUCCAAUGGAUACCUUGCAAGCCUCUGUAUGUGCUAUGGACCACAGAAGGUUCAGAAGAAGGAUGCUGAGACUGCCGGUGCAAUCAUGGCGUUUUUCCUGUCACUGGGCCUGGCCUUGGGAGCUUCUCUUUCCUUCCUCUUCAGAGGGAUUAUAUAACUUCACACAGCAUUAAUAUAAAACAGCUGGACUCUUUUUUUUAACCGAAAAAACUAACGGGCGAGAGCAAGAAAGAGAUUCAUAUUUGCUGCCUUUUGUUUAUAUUGAAAGUUUUUAUUUAGAAUACUUAGGUUUACAGUAUUUUAAAUAUUUAGUUUUAAAUGCUGAAGAUUUUAACUUGGACUUGGUCAUUUUAGCACCGUGUUGAUGGCAGGGACUGGUUUCCUGCUGCACUAGUUUUGUGUACCUUUCAGUAAGCAUCCUCCUCCUCAACAAUCUAGUGUCACUUGGCCUCUGUCCAUUAGCCUACUUGCUACAUAUGUAUUUGAAUUUUUGAGCAAUAGUUUGUGAAUAGCAUAUAAAAAUCAGGUUAAUACCAGUCAUCUGGGUAGUCAUCUAAUGAGAGCCAUCUUAAAAGUCCUUGGGUAUAGUAGCCAUCUUGUUCUUAGUAUAUAAUAGCAGUGCUAGCUGAUAACAGAAGAGUAGUAAUUUUUUUUAUUUUUUGGAAUAUUACCCACAGUAGUAGACUGGAGCUAAGAUAAAAAACAACUUGGAGGCCAUUACUUUGAUUCUGAAACUGGAAAGAUUACUCUUGCACUGGGAUUGAUUUAAGCUUUUCAUUUGACUCUGAAGGUGUUUUAGACAGUACAUUUAAGUGUAAGACUGUUUUGUUUGCAUAGGUGCACAUACCAGAUACAAACAUACAGACAUGCACACAAACACACAUACAAACACACAUGCGCACACACACGCACACACACACACACACACACACACACACACACACACACACACACACACAUAAUAUUUAUGUGUGUGUGGGUGUUUGUGCACUUGUUUUUUAAAAAAGUGGAUUCCAAAAAAUCAAGAAAUAUAUCUCAAAAGUGAAGCUUGAAACCUGAAUUUCUUGAAGUCCAUUUUGAGAAGACAUAAAUUAAAGUUAUGAUCAUCAAUCCAAUUGUAAUUUUUUUGUAGUGCAUGGAACUUUCUAGUGAUGCAGUUAUGAUGCAAGAAGAUGCUAUGACACAUUCACAAGAUAAGUUUCACAAAAGAAGCCAUGGUACAAGUAAGCUUUACACUUCAUGGCAGAGUGUCUUCCUGAACUAUAACUGUUGUUGUACCACUAGAGGUUGCAAUGCUUCUUCUGUUGUAGGUCAUUUCGGAGGAUACCUUCUCUCCUGAAGUGCUGAACACUGUACUACCUUGAGAAUCAUAAUUUAGAAGUUAGCUGAUUGGAAGGAGUAUUUUUAAAAAGGUUUUUACUUCCCCUGCUUCUUCCAUUUGUUUUUGUAAAAAGGCAGAAGUGCAGGACUGUGCCAUGUUAUGCAGUCAUUUCUGUAGACCCACCACCUGUAUUGAGCUGAGUACAAUGAGAUGGUUACAUAGAAACCGUGCUGUAUGUCAUAACAGGCUUGUCAUAGCAAGGUUCAUACAUCAGUGUCUCUAUGUAACAAUAAUAUUAUUUAGUCAUUUUUCCACUAUAAGAAGUCUACACGUCAGACAUAAAUAUUGUCUAUAUAUGUAUUCUGUUGAUCUGUAUCAUCUAUGUACACACACACACACACACA